Molecule: messenger RNA, 4385 nt
Organism: Nezara viridula (southern green stink bug)
Lineage: Eukaryota; Metazoa; Arthropoda; Insecta; Hemiptera; Pentatomidae
Source: the annotation of a GenBank genome assembly
UCGCCAUCUUGUUGGAUAGCUCUGUGAAAGAAUGAGAUAGAAGUUCAAUAAUUUUGGUUUUUUAAGUUGCUUAAUUUAGCAAAAUGGACAACGUAAUGGACAUUGGCCUGGUAGGCAGGGCACUGAACUAUCAUGGCGUCCAACUCAAGAAAGCUUGGGAAGCGGAACGAGGAGAAGGCGAUCUUGAAAAACUAAAUGUGGAAAAUAUUGAUUACAGCGUAUAUCAGGAGAGGCAGAAGAACCUCAGUUUUCAGGAGCGCAGCAGAAGGUUGAAACUAUGUCAGUUUGUUGCAAAUCAUGCUAACAUGUUAUUCGACGAGGUGCUCAAUGUUAGAACACCAUCGACUGUACCAAAGUCUCCUCCCGCUGCUCCUCCAGAUCAGCUAGCAGCUGUGCUGCCUCCGUUGGACGUCUUUUUAGAAAUAGAAAAGAAGGAAAAAACUGAACAUUUUUUUAAUAGUAUAAGACCAGGCGAUCUCAUCUUAGGAUCACUCACUACAAAACUCUCUACUGGAUAUUUGAUGAAAGUGGUUUGCACUGAUGGGGCCAAUGCUCACAUCGUUUCGGACCUUGGAAUUAAGGCCAUCAUUCAUUCAAUGAAUAUGAUACCAGCAGUUGACAAGAAAGGUGUGACGAGAAGCUUUCUCCUUAAUGAUUUGUUGUGCUGUGAAGUGUUGGAAGUUGUAACGACAUCUGAGAAGAUGUACGCUGGCAUGAAAGGAGAUACAUGCUCUCCCGCGGAUAGACAACGUCUUGGCCUUAUUCAUUCAGAAGAUAUGCCUCUUUUCUACAAGAAAUGGUUGGAGAGAAACAACGAGACCUAUGAUGAGUUAUUAAAAAACUCAGUAGGCUUCAGAAACCCAGGAAAUAUUCAGUAUCUUUCUGAGGAGCUAGGUUUGGGAAGUCAUCAGUAUUCUCAUUUUCCAGCAUUGCGAUUUGGAUUUCCUACUGAGGAAUGUGCGAGUGAAUUGAGGCAAACCCAGUCGAGCAAGUGGGCUUACCGUAGUGUUUCCGACGGGAUCACUCACUUCAAGGCAGGGCGCCAUACUGAAGCUUUCCAGUGCCUCAACAAGGCCCUCACUAUAGACACUAACAACAUUGAGGCUCUGGUUGCACGAGGAGCUCUAUACGCUAACAAUGGGAGCUUCAAGAAAGCUAUUGAGGACUUUGAUGCUGCUCUUAAAAUCAAUAACAAUCAUCAAAACGCAAGAAAAUACAUGGCUGAGACGCUGGUAGCUUAUGGCAGAAGUUUUGAAGACGAAAGUAAGUGGGACGAAGCCUUAGAAGCCUAUGAGCGUUGCUUAACGAUCAUACCAUUUCACGAAGAAGCAAAGAACUCGAUUGAAUUUGUUAAAGCUAAGCAGGGGCUUGGGCGUCAGUCCGAGCAGGAAACUAUACCUCUCCUCACGCCCAAUAAGGCUCACGGUGUGAAAGAAACUUUGAAACAUUUGUUAGCUCAGCACGAUGGCGGCAAAACUAAGAAGAAGAAGAAGGAAAAGAAGAAGACCAAGCAUAAGAAAAAUAGAUCAAGCUCAAGCAGUAGUUCUUCUUCGUCAUCUUCAAGUACUAGUUCUUCAGAAUCUUCAUCCGAUUCUUCAUCAGGCUCUUCUCAAGAUUCUCAUCACAAAAAGAAACACAAGAGGAAAGGAGAUCAUAAGGACAGAUCAUUGUCUCCGUUGAGUAAAAGAAUGGCUUUGAUGGAUCCUAGUGGUGGAGUUGAGAGUUUUGAUGGAAACGCCUCCCAUAAAGGAUCUCAUUAUAAUCCUCCAGCGAUGCCUUUUUCAUUCGGUGCAUCACGGCCCGAUAUGAAUAUAGUUGAUUCAUUAAAAGCCCUUAGUAGUGGAAAAGGCAAUAGUGCAGAGAAUGAAUACGAACUUAGGGUUCGCAAAUUCCUUGAGCAGACUAAAGGAGAUGAUGAUUAUGAAGAAAAAGUACGGAAAUUUUUGGAGGAAACCACCAAGUGGAAAAAAGAGCGUAAAGCCCAAGAAGAAAAAAAGAGGAAGAAGAAGAAGGAAAAGAAAUUAAACAAAAAAAAUCGUAAGAAGAAGCGUGAAGAAAAAAAGAAAUUAAAGAAAGCAGCUAAGGAAGAAAAAAUGAGAAAGAGAAGGCGAAGUAAUAGCAAUCUUGAUGAAGAUGAUCCUUAUGGAAGCAAAUCUGAUCUCAGUCGGCUGAUAGGACUUGAUAGUAUUCCAGACUUGGAAGAUUUACAAAGUAAGCUUAGUGCUUAUUAUGCCAAAGUGGAAAAAGGUCCUAAAAAGCAUGAUGCUAGUUCUGACGAGAAGGCCUUAUAUCAUGCCAAUAAGUUGAAUAAAUCGGCUUCGCCGAAAUCAAACUAUGAAUCCAACGACAGGUCUUCUCAUGAGCCUCCAAGCAGGAAAGGAGGUAAAAAGAGCCUUGAUAUGUUUGAAGAAUCGCCGUCGGUAAGCAGUCCUGAUAAAGAAAAGUCUCAACCUGAAAGACCAUCUCCACAGCCUCAACAGCAGAAAUUCAAAAUGCAACUUUCGAACGCUGGAACAAAAUUAAAGAAGAAAGAUAAUAAAUCAGAUGACCCGAUCUCUGAAGCCUGGGAUGAAAUAGAGGAUAAAACAUCCACCAACUUAUUAAAAGAUGUUGCUCCGCCACCAUUACCUCCAACAUCAAAGGAUGAAAUGGUACAGAAUUUGAAAAAGAUUGUUGAAAAGAAAAGAGAAUCUUUAGAAGCAGCUAAACCGGCAAUUACCUCUGCUCCUUCUGUAAUGGAUAAACUAGGCGGCUUUAGGAUAAAUCCUGCUGCAGUCUCGAAUAGUUUCCGAAAGGAUACUGAAGAAUCUGAUCACAAGAGGAAAAGUAGAACCAGAGAUAGUGAUAGUGAAUCUGAAAGAGAUGAAAAAGAUAAGGGCUCUGUAUCGUCUAGAAGUCGAUCCAGAACUCCAAGGCCAAGAAAGAAAUACAGUGGAUCAGAGAGUUCAGGAGAAUCUUAUAAGGGAAGAAGUCGUUCUAAAUCUGGUUCUUAUUCGAGACCAAGAAGAUACAGAAGUUCCGAGUCUGGUUCGUAUCGUAGUCGUUCAUACAGCAGAUCACGAUCUAGGUCCAGGUCUGGUGACUACAGGAGGUCUCGUUCAAGAUCAGACGACCGAGGCUACAGGAGUAAAUAUCCUGGUCGUUACCCAAGGAACAGAGGCACAUAUUAUAGGCCGAGAUUUCAGAAUAAUUCAGGCAAUUAUAAAAACAGAGGCUAUGGUAAUCGAAUGGGAGGAUACAGAAACAAUAGAGGUGGAUACAACAAUUAUCGGGACUACGGUAAUAGAGAUUACAGGCGAGGUUUCGGAAGAGGUGGUCGAGGAGGAAGAGGACGAGGUGGCCCUAGAUAUUUCCAGCAUCGUAGGGAGUACAGAGACUAUAAAAGGUACGAUCGUGGAGGUUCAAGAUCAGAUGAUGACAGGGACGAUAGCCCUAUGAGGAAGGUAGAUGCUGCCAAAGAGAGGAUUGACAAGAUGAUAUCGCAAGAACAGCACAGUGGGCCCUUAAGUGAAGGGGAAGAAAGAGACGAUGAUUAUAGCAGCAGUAGAAAGGAUUAUGAUGGAAAAUGGAACAAAGACGAUGGACCUCAAUCGUCGACUACUGAGAAGGCUUAAAUCGUUACCAAUUAUUUCAUCAUUAUUAUAGAAUUUUUAAUUAUCUCUUUGUAUAUAAAAUAACGAAGUAGGAAGAAAAAGACAUCAAAUUUAAUAUAUCUAUAGAACUUAAUAACAUUAUUUGUUCCAAUAUAGAUAUUUUAUUUCAAACAAACAACUUAGUUUUAGAUUGCUUUUUCAUUUUAUUUCUAUGAUUAUUAGCAAUUGUCCUGUUUUAAGUGUUUUAUUCCAGAUAAAUGUUUUAUUAGUAAUGUGAGUAAAUGAUUGAAUUUUUGUGUGUAUAUAUUCAUCUGUGUAUUCAUUUCUUUUUUUUCUUUUUUAAAUCCCUUUAAUUUCCUAUUCAAUGAUCUCUUGCAUCAACCUUUUGAAGAUGAGUUAACUGUGACGAUUUGAUUUGAUUUCAUCUUACUUCUGUAUAAGAAUCAUUUCCAUUUUUUAAAAUUUUAAAAUGAAACAUUAAUAUCAUUAUUGGCUCACUGUAGCAAUUUUCAAAAUGUAUGUUUAAAUUAAUUUGCUGUGAAUAAUCAUUAGAAUUUUUUUUCUCUAUUUAAUUCAAAUCGAAAACAAUUUGAGUGACAUCACUUCCUUUAUGAUUGAUUUGUUUUUUUUUUUCUUCUAUUCCAUCCUUCAUUGGUUUAGAAUAAUAAAGAAACUUAUUACUUUCAAAAUUUUUCUUUAUCGCUGUACAGAUUCUUAACAUAUUGUUUAGUUCACGAUUACAUUUUUCAAGUUUUCUGUAACCAUUUACUUUUUAUUUGUAGUAUAUGUAAU